AUGAGUCCAUCGGUACCCAAGGGCAAACCAUCGAAAGACUACGCCGGUGCAGCGGACCAUGGCCAUUGCAGCGACGGCGCCGACUCGAGUGUGCCCGCGCAGCGAGAGCCGGCCACGGGACCCAUCAAAGCCAAACCGGGACGCAGCCGAGCCGCUUGUUCGGCCUGUCGUGCCAACAAACAAGUGAGUCACCAUUCGGACAGUACGACACGUCUGGGACUCGAGGCGUCCUCAGUCGCAACGUACGUAAGCACUCGACGGCCCAACUCCCCGCGCCGCCCGGUGAGCGUCGAAGCAUGCGCUCAGAUUUUUGCCUCAGGCGACGAGCAUGGCUCGACCAGAACUCUCAUUCGAAUUCCAAAGGCUGUUCCUGAUCCAGGAAGUGCUAACAUCAUAUCUUGCCUCGAAUUGUUCGCCUUGUAACCUCGGGCACUUCCGAUCAGAAAUGUGACGGCGCGAUUCGGCACCCCUGUCGGCGAUGUGAACUGUACAACCUAGAGUGCGAUGCCCCAUUGACGGCGGCGAACUCAUCGAACGGCACACCCAAUCACAAGCCAGCGGCAUCUAUCACCCUACCUAGCUUGAGCCCGUACGCAGGUCGUCCUGCAGUCCCUUCGCUCAAGUUGCCUCCGACCUCCGUGGCUUCCGCCAGUCUCAAUGAGGCGAACGGCAUAGACUCGAGCGCACUCGCGUCCACGUGAGUUGCUCGGAUAGGCUUAUGACUGUUUUUGCACUCGCUUACACAUCCUUGCUUCUUUUUCGCUCUGGACCCCGGAAACAGUCUUCGCGAUAUCCAGGAUCGACUGCGUCAAAUCGAGCGUGGCCUCGAGGUCGACCGUCGUGCUCGAAACAGCGCCGCUCCGAGCUCGUCAACCGCACCCGGGAGCGCACAACGUGCUACGAGCACCGUCUCAAGCUCACUCUCCCGACUGCUGGACGUCGAACCGCCCCCAGAGUCGAUGCCGCUCCACAUCCUGCUCCAAACGGUCGACAAAAUCGAAGCGCUCUCCAGUACCGAGGCAUCAAUCAACGAAUGGGUGACGGGCGAAGAGAAGAUGGUCCAAGACACGCCCAGCACGAACAAACCCGAUGCGAUUGCGAGAGGUUUGAUCUCGGUCGAGGACGCGGACGCAGCAUUUGCCUUCUUCCACGACAGAAUCGCACCGUGGAUCCCGAUUUUCGGAGAUGACGCCGAUCGGUCUGCACUCGGCGUUCAGAGCCGAUCCCCGUUUUUCUUCCACGUCGUGCUCUGCGUCACCAACUACUACAAUCAAGCAACCUCGGAGCGAGCGCGAGAAGUGUUUCGCGGCUUGACCGAACUCGUGAACUUGAUCUUAGCUCAUCAGAUUCUGGCUGCGGACCCCAACUUGAUCGGCACCGACUUUAUCCGCGGUCUACUGCUUAUUAUCUAUUACAAACCAGUAAGUUGCUGCCAGCGCUGGCUUGACAAGUGUCGCCCGCAGACCAACGCGCUGACAUGGACUCCUGAACCCGCUCUCCAGGUCCAGCACAUUGCGUAUGCUUCUCGAGGGAUCACGGAUGUCGGCCGAGCCACACAUUCCUCUAAGGUCAAUCACUGGUCGUCGAUCAUGAUCCACGGCAUCAUUCACCGCACAGCCGAAGCGAUCGGUCUGCCCAGGGCUCCUCAAGCCUUCCUCGCCGCCCUGGAUGCCUCGAGAGUACCCGGAGCGCCUCCUAUCGACAACGAAGUGUUGUGCAGACUGCGAACACAUUACGCGCUGUGUAUUGCGGACGUUCAUGGCUCGUUGCAGUCCGGAAGGGUUGCCGCCACCGAUCCGACCGCAGCCCUCGAGACGACGCGAGCAUUUGCUUCAUUGCUUUCGAGCCCGAUGGAUGCAAGGAUGGCGGCUCAACUCGAGCUAUACGCCAUCGUGCGUACCCCGCGGGGCCAGCAUCCUUUCAAGCUGCGUCUCGCUCAGCUCGGCCGCAUCAACGACGAACUCGACAGCUGGGAAAGCUACUGGCGGCCCAUCUUGACGCCUCUACAGAACGGGGGUGAUAUGUUGGCGUAUACGCUGUUCCAAGGAGCGGCCAACUUUGUGACGUUCAUCGCCAACUCGGCGACGUUCACACGGUGGACGAUCGAGAGGCAGAGAUCUCUCGAUAGUGGUGGGAACGGACGUCCUGUGCUCACGACGAGUGAUUGGGCUCGUAAGUGGACAUCGUACACCGUGUAUGAAUACGAGGCUAGUAGCUGAAUAACCUUUUACGCCCUUGAAGACCUCCAACGGGCAACCGAUUCUGCGAUGAAGACCAUCUUUGCUUUGUCGGUCGAGUCGAAAGCGAGUGGGGACCCUCUGCGAACGUGCCGAUGGGCCGACUCGGUCAAUGGCGUGCGAAAACCUCUCACACUCGACCUGGUGACCGUGGAAGAUUAUAGGACCGCACUUGAUACGUCGACGUGCAUUGUGAGUCAAGAUGGAAAUCUUUUCAUAGCGGUUGUGAUGGGCUGACGAAGGUUCGCGCUCGUUCACCACCCACCCACGUGCAGUCAUUCGUCUACUCGCUGAUUUUGCUGGUCAGAAUGGCGAGCGCGGGCCUCAUCUCAAGCAACCUUGUGUGCCGCCGGUCCGACUAUGAAGCGGGCGCGGAUCUCGACACUCCGAAACCGCUGAUCAGUGGGGAUAAGCUGCCUAUCCUGCUCGAGCUCGGCGCCAACUUCCUCCGAGCGAUCUCACCGAACCCGCAACAUCCUGCUCGAAAGCAUGCUAUCUUGCUUCAUAUGAUCCUCAAGACUGGCCUGGGCGAGAACUCGUUGGCAGGAACGACGACGAAAUCUCCCGCGUCGACGACCUCGCCGGCUUCGACAGCCUCGAUGAACGUGGCGGCGGCAGCUUCUCGGUCGGCCGCCCCAGCUCGCACCGUGCCUCCUGUUGCAAAAGCGGAGAUCAAGACUAACCCCGACAGCCUGCUUUCAACGACCAUGGCGACCGUGCAGGAUGAUGCGCCCAGUCUCGAUGCUUGGCUGUUCGAUCUCACAGCGCCGAACUUGCCUGUCUCGGGUGGGGCGUUGUUGAUCCCGACCGCUCCGGGCGAUGCGACGCAAGAACCGGGCGAGGCGCUUCGGUCGAUCUUGACCGAGGUGAACCCGAGCUUUUUCGGGAUGGGUGCCAUUUGUAAGUUACGACUCGGGAUCAAGGUCUUUAGCCGUCUUUCGGGAGACGUCUGACUUGGUGGAUCGUGCUUUUACAGAUUCGGAUGAACUGGACCAAUUCGCUUCUAUGGAUUGGGGUUCGCUUUGAGUUUGCGUAAAGGGCUUUAUGUCAGGCCAGAGAGCGACGAUAUUGUUUGUGCUCAUUUUCGAAUGUUGUAAACUGAUGUAACGUGUUGAGUACUUCUUUGUUCAAGAUCGCAGUGGCCAAGAGUUUGUCGAGAGUUUGGCCGAAAUUUGCGGUCGCCGGGCGGAGUGGGCACGCGAGCACCCGCGCCUUUGCUGGGCGUCGCUCUCAUUCUCGCCGCUCACGCGCUUACGCGCUCACGACGGGAUCGAGGAGCAUCGAUCAUGGCCGAUCCUUCCCCGAUUGACUUUCCAGGUGGGUAGGAGACGACUGUUGAGCAUGCCUUCUACCCUAACUGAUUCUAAAAUAUGCUGUGUUGCCGCCUUGACUCUUGCGUGAUCGUUCUCGGCCGGGGUCGAGCUCUCAGUGCUCAAGAUCAUCAACGAGGCUCGCUCGACCUAUGGCCUUCGUCACCAGGACUUUGAUCGAUACCAGUUGAGUUCCCAAACAAGAGCAAACGAAAGUACGAGCUCAGCUGAGGCAUCAUCGAUCUCUGCAGAUCGCACUGCUCGAUCAAGGUCCAUCACCUGCGCAGGAAACUCGGCUUGACUCAGGUCGCGGGUAGGCAGAAGAAGUACACCAAGAAAGAUGUGACGUCCGAGAUCAUCACCGGGUCAAAGUAAAUACAUGAUUGACGACGGUGCACCCAACGACGCUCUGGCAAGCUCACGAAGCUGACCACCGUUCCUCGCCCCACUUUCCAGACACCUCCAACUCGUGCUCUUUGACGCCGAGCGAGCGUGGGCGCAGUCGCAACACAUCCAAUCCGCCUUGUCACAAUCGACCAAUCCGGCCACGACCAAGCACCACCUCCUCAAACGACUGUCGCGUUCGAUCCUCCGCGCCGCGCACCUCGUCUCCCUCGUCGAGUCGCUCGCCUCACGCAUCUCGCCCAGCCAACGAGCCCAGACGAGCGCUUACCGUCUCGUGCUCCAAGGUCAACUCGCCUUCACCAAGCAGAGUCUCUCGCAGGGGCUGGACACGCUUUCCGUCGCUUGGGCCCUUUUGAACGACGUGGCCAACAACGCCCCGACGGCGACCGACGAGGCCUUGACGAACGAGAUGAUCGACGAUGUCGAACCCAUGUUGAGGUUCUGCGCCUACUCGCUCCAACUCGACACGAGCAAAGGCGUCGCACCCAUCGCCCAAAAUACGGCGACGGAUCAACUCAAAACUCGUUUCGUGCCCGGGUACGCUGAUUUGAUCGAGCAGGUCAAGAAGGAGGCCGGUCAGUCGGAGAGGGAAAAGGUCGACUUGAGCUGGAGGGGGAAUCAGAUCGAAUGCAGGAGCCCCGAGUUGGUCGAGGUGAUGCUCAAGGUUCAAUCUGCGAUCAAAACCCUGCAGGACGAUUCAGUCAAGCGAUCCAAAAGGAAACAGAAGAAGAAGGCAGCUGGGGAAGCAACGUCGUCGGAGGUGAACGGAGUCAAGAAGGAUGCGAUCGGCGCGAGGAGGAUAAGCACAUUCGACAAGGCCUUAUUAGUCAUGAGUGAUGCUGAAGGGAUCGCCAGGCAGGCCGUAGAGGACAACAAGGUCGGUGCGGGGUGAUAACUUGGUCUCGGGAGGAGAAUCCUGACGAGCCUUCUUGUCGUUCCUGUGCAGAUCGCACUCUCCAAAUCGCACUCAUCUCGAUUCGAGGCUUCCUCGUCGCCACUUCAGCUCGCGCACUCCUACAUCGUCUACCAGCUCCUCUCAGUUCGCACUCUACGUGAUGUACUGCUCAUCAAAGAGAGCUCUUCGAAGCUCGCCGCGCGCGAGACCAAGAUGCACCGAAAGGAGCAAGAUUUCAUCGAACGCACGAAUGGGCGCAACGUACACAAGGCUGAUCAGAAGAUCUGCAAACGAAGGAAGAAGGUCUAUCCAAGUCUGAUCAAGAUCUACGAUGGUAUCAUCUACAGUCUCGAGCAGGUCAGGGACCUCGAAGAUGUCGAGCGAGAUGGGCAGCUCGCGACCAAGGUUGAGGCUCAGAUCGCGUUCGUGCGAGCUUCUAGGUACGUUCAGGUGAUCAGUCGUUUAGCGUGUCAGGGAACUGACAUGAAUCUUCGGUGUACAGGUGCUUGUACUUGUCUCGGACGUACGCAUUGAUCAACGAGUUCGCAUCGGCGUUGGCGCUCAACGCUAGAGCCAAACUUUACGCACGACAAGCGCGCUCGACGCUGUCGACGCUGGACGACGAGGACAUGGACCACGUCGACGAGAUCGACUUCCUCGCCGAGUCGUUGCCCCUGCGCGAGUCACACUUUUCGGCACUUGACGCAUCGCUCAAUCAGGACUAUGAUCGCUUCGCCAAGGAUUGGUUCAAUGCGACGGGAGGGAGGAUUCAUGAACCCCAGGACCUCCCCGUAGGGGCGAUGUCACUCGAGGCUUCGAGCGGUGCUGCCUCGAAGGCAUUGAAGAAGAGGAGGACUUCAAGGAAGAAGAAGGUGCCGUUCUACGAUAUCGCGUUCAGCUACGUCACUGCGUACGAUAUGGACGAGAUUGCGCGACGGGCUGGAUUGCUCGGACCUGUUGAGGAGAGAGUGACGAGUCCCGCUGCCGACGCGAUGGAUCAAGAUGAGGCGGAAGAGGCGGAAGAGGCGGAAGAGGAAGAGGAGAUGGAGGCGGAAGAAGAAGAGAAACCCGUCGUGGCUAAAAAGAGUGGAUGGGGUUUCGGGAGCCUAUUUGGGCGAAGGUGA
Molecule: messenger RNA, 5971 nt
Organism: Microbotryum saponariae
Lineage: Eukaryota; Fungi; Basidiomycota; Microbotryomycetes; Microbotryales; Microbotryaceae
Source: the annotation of a GenBank genome assembly